Messenger RNA from Coregonus clupeaformis (lake whitefish), 5660 nucleotides. Its product is annotated as transmembrane protein 94. Gene Ontology annotation, molecular function: nucleotide binding. The record is from RefSeq and is a predicted model, not a curated record. The coding region runs from base 591 to 4661 and encodes 1356 amino acids. Lineage: Eukaryota; Metazoa; Chordata; Actinopteri; Salmoniformes; Salmonidae. The transcript is spliced from 30 exons.
CCAACCAUGCUUCACCGCCCCUAACCAAAAAUACCACGCCCUCCCUCAUUUCUAACAUGGCGGUCACUUGUGGACUGUACCAAAGAUUAUGGAUAUACUGACAAGAUACGUCUCUCCACACUAACAAUGGGAGUCGUUGUCCACAACGCGGCAUGGCAGGCUGUCUGCCUAUAAUUUCUUUGGAUUGGUGGAUACAUCUCCUUAUUGUAAUCUGCUUUGAAUAUUCGAUUGGAUUCGAGUGGAUCUACCCAGACAUUUGUGUAAUGAGGACGACAUCCUCAACACAACUUUGACUACAGCAUCUAGCCUCCAAAACUGCAGCUCCCAGCGUGCCCUGCUGUGAGUCCCUGUGGGCGUGCGUGGUCCUCCCCUCAGACUGGCAGAGCAGGCAGGCAUAGCGGCACCGGCAGGGGGCCAGUGGGUGACGCUUUCCUCCAGCCUAAGUUGGGGUUCGAGGGUUCAUCGAGAAGAUAAAGAGGGGUAUCGAGACGACAUCAAGAGAGUAUCGAGGGGAGAUCAAGAGGGCGAAGUCUCUGCCUCGUCAGGUGUGUGUGUGGCUCGGAGCAUGGUGAGAGGCUGCGCUGGUUGCCAUGGAGCUACAGGAUAAGAAGCAGGAGGAGGGGGUGGGGACCCUGGGCUUGUCCACUGGUCAGGCUCUGGGGACACUGAGGGACCAGCUCACCACCCUACUUGACCAGCACCAGACCACAGGCCAUGGCAAACGACCCACUGCACAUGAGCAGUGGGUGAAGAGCUUCCUUCACCAUGGCAACCGACACUCCUGUCUCCAUUGGCCAGGAGCUGCCCUUACACUGCUGGUGGUGGUGGGACUUCUCUGUUGUUAUGGCGACCAGCCACACGGCAGUUCUGGGAUAGAGUUGGUGAACGCUGCGGCCCUCCUCCUGCUCUUCACGCUGAGCUUCAUGCUGAUUGGUCGACAGCAGAGGCUGAGGAAGACUGAGAUGGUGCACCGGCUCAACAGCAUCAUCAAUCAGCUCAACGACUACCUGUCGGGCUGGGCGGAUUUGGGUGAUGGGGUGAGGUGGUCUCCCUCCCUCUACCCUGACCUGUACACCCCCUCCUCCCCCUCCUGGUCGCUCCACUGGACCUACCGCGACUCCAAGCUGGUCAACCUGCCUGUGUCCCUACUGGUGGAGGGAGACGUCAUAGCACUACGUCCAGGAAAGGAGGCCUUCGCUUCCCUCAGAGGCAUCAAGGAUGAUGAGCAUAUAGUUCUGGAGCCAGGUGACCUGUUCCCACCUCUCUCCCCUCCUCCCUCCCCCCGGGGGGACCAGAAGAGGGGUCCCCAGAGCCCCCAGCAGCACCGCCUCUUCAGGGUGGUCCGCACCCCCAUCCUCGACAGUGUCAGGAACAGUCUGGACCUGGCUCUGUCUCGACCAAUCACAGCCCUGGAUAAUGAGAGGUUCACCGUGCAGUCCAUCAUGGCCAGGUUCGCCUGCCCUAUAGUACUGGUGGCGUUCUUGGUUGUGAAUACAGUGCGUUAUUUCUGUGACGCCCCCAGCCUCACUCCUGGACGCUUCAACUUCAUCCAGCUGCAGCUGAUGGGAGUGCUGCCCAUCCUUCCCCUUCUGUUUCCUGUCAUGUGGGUGCUGGUCAAUGCCUAUGGAGAGGCUAGCGUCCUGGCUGAGUCCAGCAGAGCUUCUCCUACUGGCCUGCUUGCUAAGUUCUCUGAGGAUACUCUAAGCAGCUACACUGAAGUGGUGUCCUCCCAGGAGAUGCUGCGGUGUGUGUGGAGACACCUGGUGGGGAUGCUGAAGGGAGAGUCCCAGACACUCUGCUACACCUCCAGCCUGCUACACACACUAGGCUCUGUCACUGUGUUGUGUUGUGUGGACAAACAGGGUGUAUUAUCCUGGCCUAACCCCAGUCCAGAGACCGUGUUGUUCUUCAGUGGUCGCGUGGAGCCGCCUCACAACGACAGUCAGGAAGACCUGCGAGACGAUCUGUCAGUCAACUCCUUCUGCCGCAUGGAGACCGACGAUGACCGUGACGAGACCCAGGAGGGGGAGGCUCUGCUGUGUAUGCCAAUGAUGGAUGGGAUGGGGGACGGGCAUGAGCCCAGUGAGACUUCACAUGACACUGGCCGUUCCGAGGACACAGUUCAGCCUCGGUGGCAGGCGCGGGAGACACGCACCAAACACCCCUCAGGAUCUAAUGUCAGCUUCAGCCACAACACAGAGGGAGGGGACCAGGGCCCUGAACAGGACAUGGUGGGUUGCUGUGACAACGAAGCGGAGGACUACGUGUGUGACUACCACCUGGAGAUGCUGAGUCUGUCACAGGACCAGCAGAACCCGGUGAGUAUCCAGUUUGACGAGCAGGGCUGGCAGUGUCACCUGCCCAGCCUCAAGCCCCUGGGCCUCAACAUCCUGCUCAACCUGUGCAAUGCCAGCGUCACCCAGCAGCUCUGCCGCUUCUCCGACCACCUCAGUAACCUGGCACUGCAAGAGAGCCAUGGGGCCGUGCUGCCCGUCCACGUGCCCUGGGGACUGUGUGAGCUGUCCAGGCUUAUAGGGUUCACUCCCGGGGCGAGGGAGCUGUUUAAACAGGAGAACCACCUAGCUCUGUACCAGCUGCCCUGUGGGGAGAAGGCCAAGGAGUCUGUCCCUCGACGCCUACACAACUUCACCAAGAGACAACCUCCCAUCAGCCACCUCAUCUCCCUCUUCAUCAGAGACUCCUCUUCCAAUAACGUCCAGAUGUUGUCUCACGGCUCAGCUGACCUCAUCCUGGAGGCCUGCACUGACGUCUGGGACGGAUCCGACAUCUACCCCCUCUCUGGCUCCGACAGGAAGAAAGUUCUGGACUUCUACCAGCGUGCCUGUCUGUCGGGCUACUGCUCUGCCUUUGCCUACAAGCCCAUGCAGGUGUCCCUGUCCAACCAGCUCAAUGGGAAAUGUGUGGAGCUAGCCCCCGGCCCCAACCUCUUCUCUGGGGUUGAACUGCCCUCCACCACCCCUAUCAAAUACGGCUCCCGCAGGAAUUCCUGGAGCUCUGAUGAGGGUAUAGGAGAAGGUGUGGAGAAGGAUGACUGUGUUCAGGCUCUGAGCGGUCAGAUCUUCAUGGGGAUGGUGUCAUCACAGUUCCAGGCUCGUCUGGACACGGUCAGGCUCAUAGACGCUCUGGUCACCGCCUGCAUACGCUUUGUUUACUUCUCUAUGGAGGAUGAACUACGCAGCAAGGUGUUUGCAGAGAAGAUGGGCCUGGAGACAGGGUGGAACUGUCACAUCUCUCUGACCCCAAACAGGGACAGUCCCUGUGAUGGCGCCCCUAACAGCCCCGGCCAGGACUCCCUACAUGAUGACCUGCACCAAGACUCCCGAGAUGAGGCAGAGGGGCCGUUGUUACCAGAGGAGGAGACUGCUGAUGUUCCCAGCUUCCUGGAAGACUGCAACAGAGCGAAGCUACCUCGUGGUAUCCACCAGGUUCGUCCUCACCUGAAGAACAUUGACAACGUGCCUCUGUUGGUGCCUCUCUUCACCGACUGUACCCCAGAGACCAUGUGUGAGAUGAUAAAGAUCAUGCAGGAGAACAGAGAGGUGACGUGCUGCCUGGGGAGCUCCGCCAACUUCCGCAAUAGCUGCCUCUUCCUACAGAGCGACCUCAGCAUUGCCCUGGACCCCCUGUACCCGUCUCGGUGUUCGUGGGAGACGUUUGGCUACGCUACAGGAGCAGGGCUGAACGGGGAGAUGGAGGGUCUGUCUCCCCUCAGUCUGUCUGGUCAACUCAACACCCUGGCCUCUUCUGUCACCUUCCACCAGGGGGAGUCUGUCAGCAUGGUCAAACUCAUAGAACAGGCGCGUCACACCACGUACGGCAUCCGCAAGAGCUUUCUCUUCCUGUUGCAGUGUCAGCUGACCCUGGUCCUCAUCCAGUUUCUGGCCUGCCUAGCCCAGCUCCCUCCUCCCAUGAACAUCACUGACAUCCUCUGGCUGUCCUGCUUCAGCUGUCCGCUGCUCAGUGUGUCAUUUUUAGGAAAGCCACCAGAAGGUUCUGUGAUGAACGUGGCCACAGGGAAGAACCAAGAUGCCAUCCCCAGAAAGACGCAGAACUACUUCCUGGGUUGUUUCCUGUUGAAGUUUGGCCUGACCGUGUGUGCCUACCUGCUGGGCUUUGGCUUCACGCUGCACGAGGUCUGCCUGAGGGCCAACAACCUAACACUGGCAGAGAACACCACCAUCAGCUGUACUGAUAUCCUCAGGGUCAGUUCAGCUCAGGACGCCCCCCAUUGGUUCAGGGAGCUGUCCAACGGCCUGCUGCUCACUCAGAAGGUCAUGGCUGGGUUCCUGGCCCUGCACACAGUGGUCAUCUCUCUGAGCUAUGUCCAUCGCUCCCAGCCGCUGUGGAAGAAGAACCCCUUCAGCAACACCUGGUGGUGCCUCACUGUCCCCAUUGUUCUUCUGGGUCAGUUGGUGCAGGCCACGGUGGACUACCAGCUGUGGCAGGACCGGUCGGGACAUUUGACCUUUGACCUGAAGGACAUCCCCAUGCUGGCCUGGCUGCUGGUCUCCUUGUCCUCCCUGGUGGUGGUGCUGCUCAAUGAGGCCGUCAAACUACACGAGAUACGGGUGAGGGUUCGCUACCAGAAGAGACAGAAGCUACAGUUUGAGACCAAACUAGGGAUGAACUCUCCCUUCUGAUUGGCUCAGACAAUGAACAGAGGGGCGUGGCAAUACAUGCUGGGAACCAAUCAGCCCUCGGGGAAAAUUGGAUGCCCCAGAAUCUGGAGUAGGUCGUAGUUGGUUCUAACUGCUGACACUGGGUCAGAUCGUUUCUCAUCCCUCUGUUUGUUAGGAUUGGAGAAAGGGUAAUAUGAUCCUAGAUCUGUGGUUGAGGGGAACUUCUACCUCAAGCCUGUAAUCGCACUCCUCCUCAGUGGCCAUCGACCUAAACCCAGGAGCACUCAACCCACCUCAGCCUGGAAGCACUGGCUCCUAGCAGGUAGCGCUAACCUCAACCAAACCGCUAUUGGAUCCUUGUUUAAAUUGUGUAAUGGUAUUUUUAUUUUUAUUUUUUAAUCCCAAAGCAUUUUCUUUAUUUUUUGCUUUUAAGAGAAAGACAAACAAAAAAUGAGAAGUAUUUAUAAUAUUGUGGAAUGUUAUUGAAGGCCUGGGGAAUGUUUUACUGUAGUCCCUGCUUGGGGAUGGGGUUACGGUCUCACACUGUAUCACAAAGGGAUUAUCACACUUCAGCAUGUUCCUUCAGCGGGGGGGACAUUUUGCCAUGGGGCGGAGAGAACAUUUGACAGAUUUAAAGCUAAUUUCCUGCAAUUCUACACAUUUUGCUAUGGCUUAUGCCAUGUUCGUAUGCUAUCUGAGUGACUCAAACAUUAUAACAAUAUCAAUGCCAUGACAUUUUGGGAAUUUUAGUCCUCAAAGAUGAUCGAAUUAAAAAAGAUAUUGCUCCAUUAUCUUUUCUACAUACAUUAUAUCUGGUUUUAGUCGUUUAAGUUCACACUGAAAAUAUUUUACCAUCCCAAAAGUUAUAUAUAUAAAAACAAAAAAUGCAUGUAGGGGAAACACUGCCAGAGUAGAGUAUCCCAAUACCAGAGUAGAGUAUCCCAAUAAUAAUAAUAAUAAUAAUAAUAUAAUAUGCCAUUUAGCAGACGCUUUUAUCCAAAGCGACUUACAGUCAUGCGU